AUGCUUAUGAAGAUGGGCUUUGGCGAUAGAUGGAUGUGGUGGCUGGAAGCAAGUGUUUUUACUAGUUCCAUGUCUACUUUGGUUAAUGGGAGGCCAACAGAAGAGUUCAAAGUUAGUAAAGGUUUACGCCAGGGCAAUCCACUAUCUCCCUUCUUGUUUACUAUUGCGGCUGGAGGUUUAUCAAGUAUUCUGGGGCAGGCAGUUAGUAGAGGCUUAUCUGUUGGGGGCAAUCACAUGAACCUGAUUUUUUGGAAGCCAAUUACUAACUCGUUGAAAUCCAAACUUUCGUCAUGGAAGGAAAUAUUUUUGUCAAUUGGAGGAAGAGUUACCUUAUUAAAUACAGUUUUGUCAAAUCUACCUAUUUAUCAACUCUCCUUUUAUAAAAUCUCUGUCAAGACUGUCCAGGAAAUCACGGCCAUCCAAAGGAAAUUUAUGUGGCAGGGAGUGGCGGACAAAGAAGGGGUGGUGUGGAUAAGUUGGGAUACAAUAUGCAAAUCUAGAGAUGAUGGUAGUUUGGGAGUAAAAGACGUCGUCAAAUUUAACUUAGCUCUUCUCUCAAAGUGGAUAUGGAGAUUUUUGAGAGAAAAAGGAACCAUUUGGGAAGGCUUAAUGCAGGAAAGAGAUGAAGAUCUAAAUAAGAGACUAUGGCUACACGAUGAAGUUGGUUACAAACCCAAAGAUUCUAAUUGGUGGAGAGAUAUUAUGUUGCUAUGUGAUAACCCUUUAGGAAUCUUGAAGAAAAUUUCAGUAAAGUUGGGGGAUGGUAGAAAGGUGCCUUUCUGGAAGUCUAGUUGGUUGGGGAAUGGAUUUUUAGCAGAACAAUUUUCAGCUUUGUAUCAUGAAAUCUCAAAUAAACUUGAUAUUGUUAGUAGUAUGGGCAAUUGGAACAACGACAUGUGGUCUUGGAACAUUAUUCAAAGGGAGAAGUGUUGGGUUUGGAGGCGUCGAGAGAGUGUCGUGAGUUCGAAGAGGUAUUGUUUGGAGCAAGGCGAGGCUGAUAUCGAGGAUAGGCAAAAACGUGCUCUCAAAAUUAUUCGGGGAUCUCGACGUCCGUCUAAAAUUAAGAUUUUCGGGUGGAGACUCGUUUCAGAUAGACUUCCUACGAGGAAACAACUCUUACAAAGAGGGAUUAUAACACAGUCACAAGAUGCAACAUGCAUUUUCUGCAAUCAGAUCGACGAGGAUAUUGUUCACCUUAUGUUGCAUUGUUCCAAAUUGAAGUUGUUGUGGCAGAAGAUCCAAGGGUUGGAUAUACAAAUUCCAAAUGUGGAUAAUUGUAGCAGUCACUUGAUAAAAAGUGUGGAAGAAUUGGGGCGUAAGAUGUCAAAUAAUAGAUCUAGAGUCGUGUGGUUGAUAGCCUGUUGGUGUAUUUGA
Messenger RNA from Vicia faba (fava bean), 1374 nucleotides. The record is from the annotation of a GenBank genome assembly. NCBI's taxonomy places the organism in Eukaryota, Viridiplantae, Streptophyta, Magnoliopsida, Fabales, Fabaceae.